AUGGCACAAUUACCAGUGGUGGGUACAUAUGGAACCGAGGAACCAGACACACCAGAUAUUUUUCAGACUGGAAAUGAUGAAUUAAAUCCACUUAUAGAUAGAACUCAUAAGAUUGUUGAAACAACAUAUAAGAAUGAAUUUCAGAUAUUAGGGAAAUCUACAUUACCUUUAGUUUUAACAACGAUGUUACAAUAUUCUAUGAAUACAAUAUCUGUGUUAGUGGUGGGGCAUAUUGGUGAAAAGGAAUUAGCUGCUGUUUCUUUGGCAAAUGUUACAUUUGUUUUAGCCUCUUCAACUUUCAUUGGUAUGUCAACAUGCUUAGAUACUUUAUGUCCACAGGCUUUUGGUGCUCGUAAAUAUCAUUUAGUUGGUGUUUACCUACAAAGAUGUAUUGCAAUAUGUUUUUUGAUUGCUAUACCACUUCUGAUCAUAUUUUAUAAUAUUAACAUGAUUUUGAAACAUCUUGUACCUGAACAUGUCAUUGGGGAACUAGCACAGUCAUACCUAAGAACCAUAUCAGUGGGUUUACCAGGUUAUAUUCUGUUUGAAAACAGUAAGAGAUUCUUACAAGCCCAAGGAAAUUUCCAUGGCGGUCAAUAUGUGUUAUUCGUAUGUGCUCCAUUGAAUAUUAUGUUCAACUUCUUAUUUGUGUUCAAGUUCGGUUUUGGUUUGAAGGGUUCAGCAUUUGCAGUUGCUUUAAACUACUGGCUUAUGGCGAUUAUGUUAUUUUUGUAUGUUGCAUUUAUUGAUGGUAAAAAAUGUUGGAAUGGGUUUCAAUUUGGUGAGAUUACCAAAGGGUGGAGUGAAAUGUUAAAAUUGGCACUACCAGGUAUUAUUAUGAUUCAAGCAGAAUUUUUUGCAUUUCAAGUCAUAACUUUAUCGUGUUCAUUUUUUGGUACUACAUCUUUAGCUGCACAAUCAAUCGUUUCAAGUGCAGCAUCUCUUGCAUUUCAGAUUCCAUUUUCAACUACCAUUGCAGCUUCUACAAGAAUUGGUAAUCUUAUUGGUUCAAAUUCUGGAUCAGAUGCAAAAUUUGCUGUUGAUGUUACUCUGCUUUCAUCUCUAAUCACAGGCUCUUUCAAUUUUUUAGUUCUUUUUUUCUUAAGACAUCAGAUUGCAAAUAUAUUCACUUCUGAUCCAGUUGUUGCAGCAAAAGCAGCUUCGGUGUUCAUAGUGGUUGCAUUCAAUCAGUUCCCAGAUUGUUUAAAUGUUCAUGCUGCAGGAUGUCUACGUGCUCAAGGUCGUCAAAAGAUUGGUGGAUACCUAAACUUAUUUUCAUAUUAUAUAGUAUCAUUACCUCUUGCGAUGCUAUUUGCUUUCAAAUUUGAAUUAGAAGUCAAAGGUCUAUGGGAAGGUUUGAUGUGCGGUGUGAUUGCGUUAUCUGGUCUUUCAUAUCACUUCAUCCGUCAAUCUGACUGGGAACAAAUUCUCAUCAAGUCCAGAGAAAGACAUGGUAUAACGGUAUAA
Hansenula ciferrii is the source of this 1467-nucleotide messenger RNA. RefSeq names its product MATE family efflux transporter. Gene Ontology annotation, cellular component: membrane. The coding region runs from base 1 to 1467 and encodes 488 amino acids. The record is from RefSeq and is a predicted model, not a curated record. The transcript has a single exon. Gene Ontology annotation, molecular function: xenobiotic transmembrane transporter activity; antiporter activity. Gene Ontology annotation, biological process: xenobiotic detoxification by transmembrane export across the plasma membrane. Lineage: Eukaryota; Fungi; Ascomycota; Saccharomycetes; Phaffomycetales; Wickerhamomycetaceae.